Molecule: messenger RNA, 477 nt
Organism: Perkinsus marinus ATCC 50983
Lineage: Eukaryota; Perkinsozoa; Perkinsida; Perkinsidae
Exons: 4
Coding region: 1-477 (158 amino acids)
Source: RefSeq, a predicted model, not a curated record
AUGCACUCAGCCCCUCCUAUAGUGGAAACCCUUCAACAGAGAGGCUGCCAGCGUCCUUUGCUACUCGCCAGAGUUUUGGUAGCGAGGACCUCAGCCCGGGUGGAGGAAGAGGAGGAGGAGGAGUCCAUCGGGAGAGUACUAGUGGAAUGGAGUAAGUGGUGUUUCGAUGAUCUCAAGACUUCAGCAGCGGUCGCGGCUGAGAAGGGAUUACAGUAUGCGUCUAAAGUAGCUCUGCUCAUCUCGAGGACCGAUCGGACAUACUUCACUACUAUCAUCAGGGUUACGAAGCUCUGUCGUCCUACAUUCGCCGACAAGGGAGCAUCAUUCAUGAUGAUGCUGAUGAUCCGGAAUAUGUCUAGCGCCUCUACUUUCCGUGCUUCACGACAACACCUCUCAUUUCGUAUGCAUACUCUAAGGGGUAUAGAUGGCAGCUCAAUCACUGAUAUCGCUAUUAGGUGGAGGAAGGUCCACGCCUAG